AUGUCCGUGAAAACGCCGGGCGCCCGAUCCGAGCUUGUGUUGUGUGGUUGUUGUCAGAUUAAAGCGCAGAGAGGCCGCGUGGGGGUUUUAAGGUCACACCUAACGCGAUUACAGCCCGGGACAAAGGCUGCGUCUGCCUUUGAAGUUCCCCCAACGCCCACCACCACCGGGACCAUCCGAGCGGGGAGCACUGCCUUCUAUUGUGGCCCCGAGAAAGCUGCGAAAGCCGCUAAGAUGAGAAGGUGGAGGGCCAUUGUUCUGCAGAAGAUCCAAGCAGCUUCACCUCAGAUCACCCACAGGGAAGAGAAGAGGCUCCGAGCUCAGACUGAAGGCGUUGAACAGGUGCAGCUGGCCCCUGCUCUGUGA
This is a messenger RNA of Knipowitschia caucasica, 366 nucleotides long. Lineage: Eukaryota; Metazoa; Chordata; Actinopteri; Gobiiformes; Gobiidae. The record is from the annotation of a GenBank genome assembly.